Cuscuta campestris is the source of this 977-nucleotide messenger RNA. The record is from the annotation of a GenBank genome assembly. Lineage: Eukaryota; Viridiplantae; Streptophyta; Magnoliopsida; Solanales; Convolvulaceae.
AGCUUGAUUUUCAAUGUGUUCUGUUCUACGGCUUCUACCCACCCCUACCUUAAAGUAAUCACAGUUUGGAAACAAUUUCUCUUUUCAUCUUAAAGUUACAGAGAUGGGAAAAAAUGCAAUCUUGGGGGCAUUCAUCUUUGCUCUUACUUGAUGGCAUAAAUGCAGGUUGAGGUUUAUCGAUUCGUAUCGACUACAUACAUACAAGUUUCUCACUGUGCAUAUGAUCUAUGUUCAACAAUGAUGAGCCUUUGUACUUCAAGAAGAUGCACGAAUUUUCUGCAGCGGACGGUUUUGUGGAGAUAGCCGAGAGCUUAGCAGAAAUGAUAAAGUUUGUGGCAAAUGAACCUUCGGCGGGGCUUUUCUACAUCCAACAACAUGUUCAUAAUGCAAUCCCCAACCUCGUCCAUCUCAAAACAAAGGUUGCAGAUAGAUGCCGCGAGGCAACUCUUCGCACUGAGGAUUCUGAGGACUCCAUAGCCAUGGCUAGAUCAAUGAAAAACUGUGGCUUUCGAAUUUCCAAAGAGAUGAUACAGGAUAUCAGACACACCCUUGCUGUCAUGUCCUCUACAAGACAAAUGGAGGAGGAGAGGGAAGGGGCGAUUAACACCCAAAGUUUGAGUUUUCAUCUGUUUAGAUCAGCUAGCAAAAAAGCAAACAGUAUCAAGCGGGCUUCUCCUGAGAUUGAGGAGCCUUCUUCAUCUUCAUUUGCUGCUGCUGCUGCUGAUGAAGAAGAAGAAGCAGACAGGGAUGAUGACCUGCCUGUGUCAAGUCUGAUUCAUCCCUUUUUGAAUGGAUGUUAUGAGGAGAUGAGCUUAACAGCUAGACUGGAAGACUGGUUGGAAGGGACAGGGGAUCGAAAAGGAUAGUUCAACGGCGAGUGUAAGGGUAUAAUGGUCAUUUUAUGUGGUGGGGGGGGGGGCUCAAGUUUGAGGUUAAUACUCUUGGCUUCCCUUUCCUAUUAAAAGGUUGUGCAUCCC